Molecule: messenger RNA, 1335 nt
Organism: Laccaria bicolor S238N-H82
Lineage: Eukaryota; Fungi; Basidiomycota; Agaricomycetes; Agaricales; Hydnangiaceae
Exons: 3
Coding region: 1-1335 (444 amino acids)
Molecular function (GO): protein binding
Source: RefSeq, a predicted model, not a curated record
AUGAAGCGCGGGUUUCUGAAAACCGCAAAGGCGAAGAACUCAAAGACGGAGGGUAUCGCGCUCCCGCCAGUCGCAUUGACUCCACCCAGUUUAGGUGUGCCACCCAAGGGAGAUGGCUCUUUCGCUCCACGACCUGUUAUCAAGUUACCUUAUGGGAAGGUUGAGACCGGUAACGUAGCCUAUGUCAUUGACAUGAGGCAACCUAACAUUGUAACAGCGCGGCCGACUGAGGGCGUUGUUUCUAAGAAGGUUUUCGGUCGCGAAAUCUCCGACGACGCCGUAAAUUACAGCGACGACAUGAUUCUAGUCACCACUCUCCCACCCGUGAAUUUGGGCGCUACACUGGAUGAUGAACCUGACAAUUGGACAGAGUGUAUCUUGGCUGGGCACAUCAAGCGUCGAAUCCUCAGCACCCCAGGAUUUCCGCGCCCCGUAGAGAAAACUGCAGACGGAAUGGUAAACCAUCGUAUUGGGCCUUCGCCGGUUGGUGGACUUGGAGUGUUCGCCACGCGUCUCGUCCGCGCUGGAGACCUCAUCAUCGCCGAGAGGCCUCUCCUGAUCUCACAGCGCACUUUUGAUAUGUCGGUCGCGGAGGGUCUUACCAAGGCGGAGAUGAUGCAGGUUAAUAUGCAAAAGUGGGAGGAACACCUUGGCAUCGCGGCAUUGAAGAGGAUGACUGAUGAAAACCGGAAAGCAUUCACGGCGCUGGCGAACAGUCAUACUGAGGACGGGAGUGGGCCUAUUCUGGGGAUCAUUCGCACCAAUGGAUACAAAGUACCAGGCUUGUAUGAUGGUCACGAGGACGACAACGCCAGGACUUAUACUGCUGUUCUGAAUGUGAUGUCGAGGAUCAAUCACAGCUGCUCGCCUAAUACUACGCAUCAUUUCGACAUGGCUUCCCUUUCCUUCGAGCUCCGAGCAAAUCGCGAUAUCGAAGAAGGAGAAGAGCUGUUCAGCUCAUACUGCGACAAUUUACGAACCAAGAGCGAGCGUGCUGAGCAGCUAGCACCCUACGGCAUUGUCUGCGCAUGUCCCGGGUGUGUUGGAGCAACCAAGGAAACGGAUUUGUUGCGCUCGGAGCUGGUAAAACGCAUCGAAAAAAUACGAGCUGACCACCAUGUUUGGAUGAAGGAUCGAACACGCCCUAACGUACUCGCAGCCUCCCUCAAGCUGAUAGCAGAGAUUGAAAAAGAAGGUCUGGCCGGUGCUCCGUCGUUCACCUCCCUGUUGGGGAUGGUUGCGAGUGUCUACUCGACGUCCGGAAACACAAAUAGCGCGGCGGAGUACUUAGAGCAGCUCAGCAACCACUGGCAUUGCAGAGUAUCCACCAAGUAG